Molecule: messenger RNA, 933 nt
Organism: Purpureocillium takamizusanense
Lineage: Eukaryota; Fungi; Ascomycota; Sordariomycetes; Hypocreales; Ophiocordycipitaceae
Exons: 1
Coding region: 1-933 (310 amino acids)
Source: RefSeq, a predicted model, not a curated record
AUGGGGGACGGGCCCCGAAUAAGCCCCACGGCUUCCAAUACGACGUAUCACAGCUUCAACGAUAUCGAGCUGCAGGAACCGCCUUCGCCGCCCCGGACACGGGAUUCCACCCGCAGAUACGACUGCGACGCAAACUCUCCACUGGACCCCGAGAAGACGGACCACAAUCUCACAGCCGUCAAGAUGCAGCGCAAGGACUCUGGGUACGGCUCCAACACGGCCAGCCCGAGGACUUCAUCUUCUCGCUCACGGCCACCGACGUCGCCCACCAGGCGCACCUCUAACCCAGGCCCGCAACCACAGUCACCAUCCAGCCCGCCUCUGCGUUCACGAGCCCGGCCAUCGACCCGCCGGGCCGCCAAGUCGUAUCCGCAACCCAGCGCUCAGCCACUGUUCCAAGCGCGCGUCCCUGCCGCCGGCACGUCGAGGCCACAGCAGCAGCAGAUUGCCUUCUUUCACUUCCCGACGCCCGAUCUUGUUGAGCUCACGGAGGCCGGAGCCACAUCGUCUUCGGCGUCCUCCACGCACCGCCAUAAUCACCACCUUCGUCAUCAGGAGCAUAGCCAUCUGCAUCACAUUGAGCACGAAGAGGACCGUGCGACUUCGUCUGGGCCGCCACAAACAACGCACUACUGGACCAGCGACAGCACGCGCCGGCUCGAGUACGCGGCUAUCGACGCCGCGAGCCGUGGCUUCACCGGUUGGGUGCGCAGGCACCUCGUGCCGGACUGCUUCAACCCGCGACAGCACGUGGCCUUUGACGACGAUACGGGCAGCGUGCGUCGGUACCGGCUCGAGCUCGAGGACGAGGACGAGGAAAACGAUCAUUGCGGUGGCGGCAGUGGUGCGGAGAAGACGCAUCAUGGCAUGAACGGGCACCGGCGGCGCAAAGGCUGGACUCUCUGGCCGCUACGCAAACGCAACACCAUCUGA